Microplitis demolitor is the source of this 4858-nucleotide messenger RNA. It is a transcript of the gene SNF4Agamma, whose product is annotated as dentin sialophosphoprotein. Lineage: Eukaryota; Metazoa; Arthropoda; Insecta; Hymenoptera; Braconidae. The record is from RefSeq and is a predicted model, not a curated record. Bases 1014 to 4343 code for a protein of 1109 amino acids. The transcript is spliced from 20 exons.
CCGUCGACGAGGUUCCUUGUUUCGGAGUGUUUUGGAGUCCGCGUUAAUCUGCGGCGGGGGCGCACUCGCCACCUCUAUUUUAUUUUUUACUCAUUUCUGCUCAUUUAUUUUCUUAUUUUCAUUUGUAUCAACCGCGUGUGUAUUCUUAUAUAUAUUCAUACUCAUAUAUUUAGUGUUGUAUAUAAAUAUAUCAAUAUUUACUAUAUCUAUGUAGUUAUCUGCAUAAAUGUACAUAUCUAUGUCCAAACACAUAAAAUAGUGUUGGUUAUUUGAACGUUGGUAUCGGUAGUUGUCAGCUGUUUCCGUUUGUUAUAUUGUAUUGUUAAGAGCAUCAAGAGCAUUAAGAGCGUUAAGAGUUAUAUUACAUUGAGUAGUGAAAAAGGAAAAGGAACUACGUAAGAUAAUAAUUAUUAUUGUGGAUUCGCCUUUUGUUGAUUCCGCACCAGAGUCAACCAGAGUACUCGCGGACGAGGCGGGAGUACUGAGUAGUCACUGAGUAGUUGGCUUCAACUAGGGCUCACAUUACAAAGAGUCCAAUGACACUAAUUUCGGGUAUGUCAAAAAAGAUGGAAUUAAAAAAAAAAGUAAAUCUGGUAGUGUGACAUCUGGAUGAACGCUGGGCUUAACUGUCGUGGCUGUUGUGCUUCCAAAAUAAAAAAAAAAAAAAAAACAAAAAAAAAAAAAAACAAUAAUAAUAAUAAUAAUAAUAAUUUUCGACAAAUAAAAUGUGGACUCGGUAAUCUUUAAAUAAUUAUUGAAGAGGCUCGUUGUUUAAAAAGAACUAACUGAUUAAUUAAAAUGGAAAAUGAUUAAUGACAAUAACAAAUGAACUCUGAAAAUGAUUGUUAAUAAGUUAUUGUAAUAAAAGUUCACCGUGGGAUUUAAAUAAUUGUGAUAGAGAAUAAAUAAAUAAAAUAACUUUAGAUAAAAUAAAUAUUUUAAAAGUUUAAGUGUUGUGCCAUUUUACCAGUGGAACGUUAAGAGGAGGCUGCGGAUAAAACCAAGAUUUAUAGAUGGAAGGAAUCAAUAACGAAAAAACAAACGAGACUGAUGACUGUUUUAAUAAAAAAGAUGCGAUACUCGAGUGCGAUAGCGAUACGAAUAAAGUUAAAAAGGAAGAUAAUUUGAAUAGUGAUAAUGAUACGACAAAUAGAUUAAACGCAAUGUCGUCAACAAACGGUAACCAAGGAAAAAAGGAUUUAUCGCGUGAAGAAGACCCGGAGGAGGAUGAGGGUAAGGGCUCGGAUGAAGAAACGGAGAGUAAAGAGAAGACUGAAGUUGAGGAUAAUAAACGUGAUGAUGAAUCUUCAACAACAUCAACGUCAACUUCGGAUGAUGAGUCCGAGACAACUUCGGAGGAUAAAACUGAGCCUUCAGCAAAGCCUGAAGAGGCGCCUCCUCCCGCUGCCGAAAAUCCACAAGAAAAGACUGAAGAACCCGCGAAAAAUGAUGAUACCACGGAUGACAGUGAUAUUGAUGACGAUCUUGUAUCGACUAUAAAUUACAACACAAUUACCUCGCUCGCUGCGUUAAAAGAUAUGUUGCAGUGUUCUGGUGAAGACUCCGAUGGUGUCGACAGUUUUUUUCAUCAUUAUUUUUUGUCACAUGUUAAUCGUUUGCCAUCGAGAAAUCAAACUCACAGUCCUUAUCCCUGGGGCAGAAGACUUUCCGAGUGUCGUGAAGAAGAUGAAGAUGAGACUGAAGAAGGAAAAACGAAUGAAAUUGACAAAUCAAAUGAAAAGAAAGUGAUAACUCAAGAAUCACAAGAUAAAUCUGAAAGUUUAACAUCAAAAGUAUCUAGUCCAUCGUCGUCGGAAAAAUCAAGUUCAGAGAAAAUAGAUCUUAAGUCUAAUACAACAUCAAGUGUCUCGGAGUCGAGGCCGCCGCCUACUGCAUCAACAGGUUCUAGAUUUACUACAACAAUUGUUACGUCACCAACGGCUAAUAAACCUCUGUUACGACGAAGACAUACUUCUGGUCCUACUACAAUGACCUUUCCUGCAACAGAUCCGCCUAAUUAUUGCAACAGUAUGAUUUUUUCACGUACAAGUCCGUUGCCGAGUCCGCAUCUUGAUAAAAGAUUUUUUGAUUCAAGUUUGAUUGAAAUGAAAAGUCAAGCUAGCAGUUCUAGUACACUUGAUUAUGAUUCUGCUGAAGAAAUUUGGAUUAAAAGAGUUGAUUUUAUGCAGGAACGAAAGCGCCGAGAGUUGCGUUUAUCUCAGCCGUUGCCAGUCAAAAAAGAAGAGAAAGAGGAAGAAAAAAAAGUUGACGUUUCUAAUGAACAAGUUGAAGGCCUUCGGCCACGAGCAGGUACUUGGAGCCCGAAUUCAGAUAAGAAAAAAAAAGUACCAAAACCAGCGGUAAGCAGUGCACCAAAUUCCGGCAGAUCAACUCCAUUACCUCAUCACUCUAUUGCUGUUAAUACAUCAGCAUCUGCAUCAGCAGUUGCAUCAUCACGAAAACAACCAACAACAACACGUUCUUGCUCCACUAGCCGCAGUAAUAGCCGUAGUAAUAGCGUAGAUCGUCGAAGUGAAGAACUAAGUCCUACUAAACGUAAUACAUUUUUGGGUAAUUUUCGUUCGAGAAGCAAGUCUGAUUCUAGUAAAAGGAAGUCCAGUAUUAUUGCCACCGUCAGAGCGCAACUACAAUUGUAUAAAGGAGGAAGAGAAUCAGGUAGUGGUGGAUCUGGUGGGUCAGGUGGUGUGGGCGGUGGAGGUGAAAGUUCAACUGGAAGCUCUACAAGUGACGUUAAUCCAGAAAGAGAGCCACGAAGAAGUAGAAAAGAUGAACGUCGCGCUUCUGCUGAUUGUAUGAGAAAUCCUGUUUCUAGAGUAAUUGAUUUACUUAGACGUAGCAAAAGUCCAAAUACUGUUGAGGAUAGACGAAGAGGCAGAUCUCAGAAUCAUCAUUCACAUCAGUCGUCGCUGUCAUCGUCUGCAUCAACGUUACCUUCCACAUCAGGAUCACAAUUAGCUCACCAUGGUCAAGGUGCUAUUAGGCGAAGUUCUCUUGAAUCUGGUGACAGAAAUCCUAUAACUAUACCAGGAGCACGUCGCAGAACUCAUCAUUUCGAUCCAGCACACACUGCGAUACUUUUCCGCAACGCUCGAGGGCUCCCAGUUGCUGAUACUUUUACAAAAAGUCAACCAAAAUCUGAUUUAGAGAAAGAUGAAACGCAGAUUUACGUAAAGUUUUUUAAAUUUCACAAAUGUUAUGAUCUCAUACCUACGAGUGCAAAAUUGGUUAUAUUUGACACUAAACUUGCUGUUAAAAAAGCAUUUUUUGCUCUUGUUUACAAUGGUGUUAGAGCUGCGCCAUUGUGGGACAGUGCUAAACAACAAUUUGUUGGAAUGCUGACUAUAACUGAUUUUAUUAAAAUUCUUCAAAAGUAUUAUACUAGUCCUACGGUCACAAUGUACCAAUUGGAAGAACAUGAACUUAAUACUUGGAGAGAUGUUUUACACAAAGAAAUUCAUCCAUUGGUAACAAUUGGACCUGAUGCUUCUAUGUACGAUGCCAUUAAAUCAUUGAUUCAAAAUAGAAUCCACCGUUUGCCUGUGAUAGACCCGGAUACUGACAAUGUCCUUUAUAUAUUAACACACAAGAGGAUACUUAAAUUUUUAUUCCUCUAUAUUCAAGAGCUACCUAGACCUUCUUAUGUAGAUAAAACUAUUGAAGAAUUAAGAAUAGGGACUUACGAUAAUAUAGAAACAGCAACCGAAGAAACUAGCAUAAUUUUAGCUCUUAAAAAAUUUGUCGAAAGGCGAGUUUCGGCCUUACCUAUUCUUGAUUCUGAAGGAAAACUCGUUAAUAUUUAUUCUAAAUUCGAUGUAAUUAAUUUAGCUGCUAUGAAAACUUACGAUAAUUUGGAUGUUUCUUUAAAAGAAGCAACUCAGCAUCGAAGUGAUUGGUUUGAAGGAGUUCAUAAAUGUAAAUUAGAUGAUACUUUAUAUAUAGUUAUGGAAAAAAUAGUUAAAGCUGAAGUCCACAGGCUAGUAGUGACAGAUGAAAAUGAAAAAGUUAUUGGUAUAAUUUCAUUGUCUGAUAUAUUAUUAUAUCUCGUUCUAAGGCCAUGUGGUGAAGACGGUGGUACCAAUACCAAAGAUAUUUCAAUCUCAUUGCGGGCGCAAGACUCAAUGGCUUCGAGUUCUUUACAAUCAGAAACAGCCGUUGCCGAUUAUGAUAAUAAUGUUACUGCUGAUGAAGAUGAUGUGAUAGAAAUAGAAACAGCUGUCGAGGCUCAUACUGAAACAGAACCUAUUGAUGAGUCUCAGUCGGCGCUUGUUGAACAGCCACAAGAAUCGUCACGACGUGAAGUUGCAGUAUCCAGUGGUGAAUAAAUCAAGUUUUUUUUUUUUUUUUUUUUUUUUUUUUUUUUUUUUUUUUUCUAAAUAAAAAACUUAAUUGUAAUUGUCAUUUUAAUAAAAUAAAAAUAAUAAUUUUUUUACUUGCGUUUUUAAAAAUAUUAAUGUGUGUCACUGAUAUUCGAUUUAGUGUUUGUGCGGAGUAAUAUAUAUAUAUAUAUUCGGAAUGAAAUAAUAAAAUUAUAAAAAUACACAUCAUCCUCUCGGAUAUAAACGAACUGAUUAUAAUCGCUGCCUCAUAUGUUCAUACUUUAUUAUAAAUUACAAUUAAAUGAAAAUAAUAAAAGAAGCUUCAUUUUUUUUCAGAGGUACAAGCGAUAAUUACUGCAUAAAUAAAAUAAUUAUAUUGUUUGUAAGAAAAAAGAAUUGAAACGUUUUUAAAUUACAUCAAUAUAUAAAAAUCAUUUUAUCAACCUACUAAAUUACUAAAUCAAUGAAAUUUAUUUUUUACAAGUUAUAGAUUAAAUUUAAUUAAAUAAAGUAAUUUUAAA